CUUCGUGUAUAGAUUUCAACGAAGAGAUCGCCAACGAAGACUGACUGCAUCGUCGCCACCAUCAACCAUUUUCAGACAACAGAAUAAAGUAGAAAUGGGUUUUGAAAAGUUUCGUGGUACUUACCCCGGACGGGAUCCCUUAAUGGACAGUUUGAGAAAGUUAUUUUCUUUGCGCACAAUGAGAACACAUCCAGAGCUUGUUCCAUUGGUUUUUAUUACAGCAGCCGCUACGACUGGAAUGGUCUCUUCGGUUUUAUAUCAUUUAUUUUACAACUUAGAUGCAAGAUUUGUAAAAGGAGGCUAUCCGAGAUGGGAAUUGGUGGAUCCCGAGAAACCACAGAAGCUGAUUACGAUCAAGCAAAAAUGGGAACGAAAUCCCCAAUUGGAUGAACUUCGCAAGAUUAUUGGGCCUUACAAACCAAAAUAAUUACAUUGAAACAAAUUAGAAAUUUGUCAAUUUUAUCGACAUUUGUUCGACUUAUUUUGUACAGUUUUAUCUGAAUUUUCAACUGAAUAAUAAACA
This is a messenger RNA of Centruroides sculpturatus (bark scorpion), 523 nucleotides long. Its product is annotated as normal mucosa of esophagus-specific gene 1 protein-like. Lineage: Eukaryota; Metazoa; Arthropoda; Arachnida; Scorpiones; Buthidae. Bases 95 to 427 code for a protein of 110 amino acids. The record is from RefSeq and is a predicted model, not a curated record. The transcript is spliced from 5 exons.